AUGCUUCAGCGCCCCUCUCUCUUGCCGGCAUCCAUGCGGGCUACGUGCCGCACAGCUACUGCACCCAAACAGGCGGAUCCCGUACCAGUCCCGGUCACGGAACCGGAUUCGAACUUUGCCUCAUUUUGUGAAGAUGAAGAGAUUAUCAUAGUUGAACCUACUGAUCCAGAUGAGGACAGGUUAAAAAGAUGUCAGCUGACCGUGACUGAGAACGUCAGCGAAAGUCGAUUACCGAUGCAACACCAAAUGGAAAACGAACCUGUACAUACAGAUAACUCUCGGCUCGUUACUUCCAGUUCCCUUCCUGUUACGACAACUCCCGUCAUACAACUAACCGGACAGGUUAAUCCUGGAACUGCUGGAUACGUUACUCUGAAUGACGCAUUACAAACGCUUUUGCCGUGUAUAUCUCGACCGGCUCCGCUCCCUGCUGUUUCACUCCAGCCUGUUCUGACAGCAAAGUUCGGAAGUACAUCGAACUUGGUGAACCCUUGUGUGAUUUCAAACCCAAUCGCAACACUACUGCUCCAAUCUCCUCAAACCGCUCCGGUCACAACUUCCACCAACACACCAGCCAUGAAUGUAAGCAGCUCUAUUAACGCUGCAUUUGAGGAGACCACGAAAUUAGCACAGUCUAUUGCACCUCUGAAUCCACUAGUUGCUGCAAUUUUGGUCAACUGUGCCACUGUAAAUAUGAUCAGUCAGCUUGCUGGAUCCAUUUCAACACCCAUCUACAACACAAGCGCGUAUAGUGCGGCCAGCACGAUGCAAACGGGAUCUGCGUUGAACGCAUUACUGCCUACCUUAUUGUCAAACUUUACACUACCGACCAGCAUGUUUGCCACUCCAACCGAUUCAAAUCAACGAAUUUCGAACGGGUAUGCGAGUACUGUGUCAACUACUCCCUCAAUACCGCAGUGUCAGCCCACGGUACUAGAUAAUGCAACAACUCAACAGGUCUCCACCGAUCAGAUUAGUUGUGUUACUUCAUCCGCUACUACCUCUCCUUCAAACCCCAAUAAUUCCUUUACCAAAACUGCUAGUCGUGUUAAACGUUUUAAAUGCCCUGAACCGAAUUGUGGUGCAGCCUUUUACAGCCGAUUCAAUCAGACGGAGCAUAUUCGAACUCAUACCGGUGAACGGCCUUUUACGUGUCCCAAUCCUGAUUGCACGGCUGCGUUCAAGAGGAAUCGAGACUUGCGCGAGCACUGGCACUUACACCUUCAGGAUUCCACAGCCACGCUCAGCAACUCCUCACAUCCCAUUAAAAUUGAUGAUGACGAGGAAGAGUCUGAAGUAAUCCGACCAAUAGAUGAACAUAUACCCAAGCAAUCCUCUCCCUCUGUCUCGUUGGAAAAGAACAAUUCGACCGAUCUGUUAAAUUCACUGCAUAUGUCUUCACAGUCAGACUCGGCUAACGAAUCAGGCGAUUUGGAGAAUAGAGUUGAUUGGGGGUUGGCAAUUCCUGAUCCUGAUCCUGAACGCUAUCACUGUACCUAUCCAGGAUGUGAUAAAUCCUACGCAAGGCGACACAGACUCAACCAACACCUUUCAACGCACACCGGUAGCGGCCCUAUUCGCUGUGAUCAGCCCAACUGUCAUGUCCGGUACUUUUCAGAAGAGGAUUUACAACGUCACAAAUUAGUCCACAUGUAUGCGAAUGAUAAACUUCCUAGGCGUCGACAUGCAUGCCCCUACCCAAAUUGUGACAAGGCUUACUCGAAACUGAACAAGUUGAAAGAACACCUCCGUUCCCACACAGGAGAGCGCCCCUAUGUGUGUCGAGAGCCAGGAUGUGGUGCCGCUUUCAUACGGCUGUACGGAGUGCGACGUCACGAAUUGACCCAUGUAUUUGGUCGCAGACGCGUAAGACGUUUGACCCGGUUUCCGACAACGUUGGCUCAUGUUUUACGUACUGCGGGUUAUGCACCAAUGCCGAACGGGUUGAACGGGUCUGUUCCAGAAAACCAGUCAUCAAUGCUAUCAAAGCCUUUAAAUUCAAGUGAAACUAAGCCAGAUUGUAACAUUGAUACCCAGGCAACACAACCCCGCCUACUACCGGCUAUAGCACCAAAAAAUCCGGCAAUAAUCUCCCAGAGACCCAUGUCCCCAAUUACUGGUCCGCCUGGGAUAAGGAAACCACAUGUCUGUCCGUUCAAGGACUGUGGUAAAGCCUUCCCUAAAAUGAACAAACUACGCGAGCACAUAUGUCGACAUACAGGUGAGCGGCCUUUCGUUUGCGACAAAUGCCAGGCUUCGUUUGUUCGGAUGUAUGACCUUCGAAGGCACAGUAAUAUCCAUCUACGUGGAGCGGAACCCAGAAACUCACACCGCAACCUUGCUCCGAGACUCUUGGAAACUGGUGAAAACUCGAUAGUGUCACUGACUGCGGAUCACGAACAGACCAAGCUGGAAGUUCCUCCUGAUCCACUGACCUCAUGA
Opisthorchis viverrini is the source of this 2442-nucleotide messenger RNA. RefSeq lists its product as hypothetical. NCBI's taxonomy places the organism in Eukaryota, Metazoa, Platyhelminthes, Trematoda, Opisthorchiida, Opisthorchiidae. The coding region runs from base 1 to 2442 and encodes 813 amino acids. Gene Ontology annotation, biological process: regulation of transcription by RNA polymerase II. The transcript has a single exon. The record is from RefSeq and is a predicted model, not a curated record. Gene Ontology annotation, molecular function: RNA polymerase II cis-regulatory region sequence-specific DNA binding; DNA-binding transcription factor activity, RNA polymerase II-specific. Gene Ontology annotation, cellular component: PcG protein complex; transcription regulator complex.